AUGACUGAUGAAAAAGCGAUAAUUGUUGCUAUGGCACGCAAUGAAGGUGAUCUUGGUGCUGUUCAAUCCAGGGGAAUUUUCUCAGCAGGUCUUGGAAUUCAAGCAACAACAACCGGACAAUUCGGCGUGGCGGCUAUGUCGUUCAAAAGGCAAACUGGUAGUGCUACUAUCUUUGGAAAAGACAAGACUGGUCAAAGCUCCGCAAUCUUAGGACCAAUAGCAUGCGCAAUAGUCGAUUCUAACCUCCAGAAAAGACAAGUUCAAAAUUUUAUUACACGUUUAAAUUCUGUAGUUUUAGUCAUCAAGCCAGUUGUUUAUAGCUAUACUAUCGGUGAUUAUGUCAAAUCAAACUUAGGCAAAACAACUUCAUUGGAUGGACAUGUCAAUGCCGACUUUGCUGCAACGUUGAAACAUUUUUACAGGAACAAUAAUAAUGCACCAAGAAAUCCUAAUCAAUAG
This is a messenger RNA of Adineta ricciae, 459 nucleotides long. Lineage: Eukaryota; Metazoa; Rotifera; Eurotatoria; Adinetida; Adinetidae. The record is from the annotation of a GenBank genome assembly.